Rubroshorea leprosula is the source of this 457-nucleotide messenger RNA. The record is from the annotation of a GenBank genome assembly. NCBI's taxonomy places the organism in Eukaryota, Viridiplantae, Streptophyta, Magnoliopsida, Malvales, Dipterocarpaceae.
AUUUCUACAAUUGUAUUUGAUUUUUUCCUUUUUCCCUUUCGGGUUUGGAUGUGUUAUUGGUGGGCAGGAAAUGAACCUCCAUUCACAUACAUUGAAAGUACCGGUAAGAGACCAAGCAAUUGGGGAAAACUCAAUCCAGAUUGGACAGCUUGUGGAAGUGGAAAAUUGCAGUCUUCCCAUUGAUGUAACGCGUGGCGAAGCAGUGAAAAUUAAUCAUCAGGGAAAUUUGAAAACUUACUACAAACCAGCUACAGCUGUUCUGAAGAACAGGGGACAUUACGUAAUGGUACAAUUCCGAAUUUCAACUCCAAACAAUCAUAUUCCUUUCAACGGAUCCGUUGUCAUCAUUGAUGUAUUAAUCUCGGUUCUUGUCUGAAUCUUUUUAGGUGACUUGGGAAAAUCAAGUUGCUGGAAAAGGGAACAUAAAUGGAACCGAUUAUAAAUUGAUUCAAUGUCA